AUGGCCAGUGUGUGGCCUGUGGCGGACGACCCGCGUGCUAAGCUCUUCAAUGACCAAGUGCACGGUUACAUCAAACUGAAUGGGCUGUGCGUGUCGCUCAUGGACACACCGCAGUUCCAGCGACUGCGAGACCUCAAGCAGCUCGGCACGCUCUACUACGUCUUCCCUGGAGCCUCGCACAACCGCUUCGAGCACUCUCUGGGUGUCAGCUUCCUCUCUGGACAGACCGUCGAGCGGUUCCGACAGCAACAACCGGAGCUGGAGCUGACGCAGCGAGACGCUCGCCUUCUGAGCGCAGCGGGAUUACUGCACGAUUUAGGCCACGGACCAUUCUCGCACGUGUUCGAGCACGAGUUCAUGCCACGUGUGGCCGCUGCGAGAGGAUACGGUAGCGCAGAUGCACCGACGUAUCACCACGAAGACAUGUCGCUGCGUAUGAUUGAGUACAUGGUGGACGACAACAACAUUGACCUCGAGCGAGACGACAUGCGCUUCAUCCAGCAGCUUAUUGUUGGCGCUAAAGAAACGCACAUGGGCUCGCGUGUGGACUCCAGAGGUUAUCUGUACGAGAUUGUGGCGAAUGGACGCAACUGCAUCGACGUGGACAAGUUCGACUACUUGGCUCGAGAUAUGCUCAAUCUCUUCGGACUGCGGAAGGUGUUUGACUUUUCUCGACUCACCAUGUUCAACCGCGUGAUCGGCAACGAGAUUUGCUACCACACAAGUGUGAAUCUGGACAUCUACGACAUGUUCCAGCAACGCUAUCAGAUGCACAAACAGAUCUACAAUCACCGCAAGGGCAAAGCGGUCGAGUUCAUGAUCUGCGACGCGAUGCUGCUAGCUGACAAGGAGCUGGGCAUUUCUGCCGCUACGCAGACGCCUCGGGACUUCCAGUUCCUCACAGAUCACGUCGUUCAUUCGAUCGAAGCGUCCAAGACCGACUCGCUAGCUGACGCACGCGCGCUGCUUAAGCGUGUGCGUCGCCGCGAACUUUACGAGUUCAUUGACGAGUAUCUGCUGCCUCCUCACUUGAUGUCGCGCAUCCCUCGCUUCACCGCCGAAGAAUUGGCCACUCAGACUUCUCUGGACGGUGUGACGCUGGACCCGGAAGACAUUAUCGUGUCCGAUGGCCGACUAAACUACAACUUUAAAGACCGCAACCCCGUGGACAACGUCUCGUUCUACGCGUCCAGUGAUCUGAACUCCAAGUUCCACAUCCCCAAGGAGGAAGUCAGCUUGCUGUUCCCCGAGAAGUUUGAAGAGCGGAUUAUACGCGUGUAUAGCCGAAACAAAUCACUCAAGGUCCAUGCUGCAAUCCAGCAUGCCUUCCGUACCUACAUUCGCCAGUUCAAUUUACGGGCAAAAGACCACGGAACACGUGCUGUCUAG
Molecule: messenger RNA, 1389 nt
Organism: Phytophthora infestans T30-4
Lineage: Eukaryota; Oomycota; Peronosporomycetes; Peronosporales; Peronosporaceae
Exons: 8
Coding region: 1-1389 (462 amino acids)
Biological process (GO): dGTP catabolic process
Cellular component (GO): nucleus
Molecular function (GO): dGTPase activity
Source: RefSeq, a predicted model, not a curated record